AGCUCUACGCAGUUAUAUUAAGAUGGUCUAUUUUUUUGAAGUGCUAACGAAUUAGUGUUGAAGUUCGGUGUGGGUACCACACCCAAAAGACGUUGCCAAUGGAUAAACGUAUUUCCACACGUUCCAAACGUCUUACAAAUAUUGAUUUAAAGUUGUUUUCAAAAAGUGAUGCUUGAAUGCUGGGGAAACUCAGGGAUACUCCCGUAAUUCCGGUACCUGGCCCAUUUCAAUUCUCUUGAAUAGUUUGGUGUUGCAAUUGUUCGUAUUAAUCAUCUAGUGCGUGGCUGAUAACGCUAUUUGCUAAACACAGCUCCGAUAAGGCCAACGAUGAUACAGUGAGUGGCGGGAAAGGGCGGGGAGAAUCAACCACAAAUGCCAAGCAACAUCGUGAUUAAUAAACGCGACCAGGGCGAGCUUUUGCUUCCCAAACGAUGGGUAUCGGCUAUGGAGCCUCCGAGGAGCAGCUGGAGAAGCAAAUUGGCUGCGUGAAGUACACGCUCUUUUGCUUCAACAUCGUGGCAUGGAUGAUAUCCACAGCGCUGUUCGCCCUGACGGUCUGGUUGAGGGCUGAGCCAGGCUUCAACGACUGGCUGCGCAUCCUGGACGCGCAGUCCUUCUACAUCGGCGUGUACGUGCUCAUCGGCAUCAGCAUUGUGAUGAUGGCCGUCAGUUUCCUCGGCUGCCUGAGCGCGCUCAUGGAGAACACCCUGGCUCUGUUUGUGUUCGUUGGCACCCAGGUCUUUGGGUUCAUCACCAUUGUGGCCGGGUCGGCGGUCCUAAUGCAGUUCAGCACUAUGCACUCCAGCCUGCAGCCGCUGCUGAAUGUUUCGUUGCGCGGCUUUGUGGCCACAUCGGAGUACACGUACUCGAACUACGUGCUGACCAUGAUCCAGGAGAACAUUGGCUGCUGCGGGGCCUCCGGGCCAUGGGAUUAUCUCGACUUGCGCCAGCCGUUGCCAAGCUCCUGCCGCGACACGGUCAGUGGCAACGCCUUCUUCAACGGAUGCGUGGACGAGCUGACCUGGUUCUUCGAGGGCAAAACCGGUUGGAUUGUGGCUCUAGCCAUGACUCUCGGCCUGCUCAACGUCAUCUGCGCCGUGAUGAGCUUCGUGCUUGUGCAGGCGGUCAAAAAGGAGGAGGAACAGGCCAGCAACUACCGCCGCUGAAGCCCCGCCUUGUGUAUACAUAUCUAGUUAGCAGCGACAAGUGACCCUACGAUAGACUUAAGAAUUCAUACCCAGUUCGAACAAUAAGUACAAUAAAGAUUGCGACCCCCACAAAAAAAAAGAUUUCACAGCGGACGGG
Drosophila erecta is the source of this 1305-nucleotide messenger RNA. It is a transcript of the gene Tsp2A, whose product is annotated as tetraspanin-2A. The record is from RefSeq and is a predicted model, not a curated record. The coding region runs from base 432 to 1166 and encodes 244 amino acids. The transcript has 2 exons. Gene Ontology annotation, cellular component: membrane. Lineage: Eukaryota; Metazoa; Arthropoda; Insecta; Diptera; Drosophilidae.